UAUCGACUAUAACCGAACCUGUCACUAUUUUUACGCAACUCACUGUUAAACGCGGUAGAUUUCAAAUUCAGAAAAUGCGUGGCUUGGGCAUUCGUGAAGCGUUUAAACAUCCACUGGUACUUCCAAUCUACGCUCUCUGCAUACUCGACGCAUGCUGGAUGUCCUUCCACAUUGUUCGAACCAGUCUGUAUAAUCCAGAUGUGGUUUGGGAUCACAAAAAUAAUCCAGAACCAUGGCAGGACCAUCGGGAUAAACGCUAUCGGCUAUAUGCCGGAACCUACGAUUAUUCCAAACGUCCCUGCUUAGCACCCAUUUUCAAGGACGGCGAUGUGAUACCAGUCGAGAUGCCGAAAGAUGCAGGAAAAUUCAAGGGAAAUAACUAA
Topomyia yanbarensis is the source of this 383-nucleotide messenger RNA. RefSeq names its product cytochrome c oxidase subunit NDUFA4-like. The record is from RefSeq and is a predicted model, not a curated record. Bases 75 to 383 code for a protein of 102 amino acids. NCBI's taxonomy places the organism in Eukaryota, Metazoa, Arthropoda, Insecta, Diptera, Culicidae. The transcript has 3 exons.